ACCGUUUAUGGAGGUUGUUUUAGUCCGUUUAUGAUUUUGUGGAUAUACAGGAUUUUUUCUUAAUUCAGUUAGGCAGAUAUAGUUAGCAAUUUUGUAGGAAGUGUAACUAGUGGAUUAAGAGCCGUCAGAGAAACUUGUGACACUCCAGUGAGUUUAUCUGCCACGAUGAACGGUCUUUCGCUAAGCGAGCUGUGUUGUCUGUUUUGUUGUCCACCGUGUCCUGGCAAAAUUGCUGCUAAGCUCGCUUUUCUUCCGCCGGAACCUACGUACUCAUUGAUCGCUGAUGAAACGGGGUCUAAAUAUACACUUCAUCUCAACGAGCGAGCAGAAUGGCAGUACACGCAAAAAGAACUGGAGAAAAUCGAAGUUUUCAUGACGAGAACUGACAAAGGAAAGCGGAUAGCCUGCAUGUUUGUACGCUGCUCACCAAACGCCCGGUUCACGUUACUGUUCAGCCACGGAAAUGCCGUAGAUCUUGGUCAGAUGAGCAGUUUCUAUAUUGGCCUGGGGUCCCGAAUAAACUGCAAUGUGUUUAGCUACGACUACUCUGGUUAUGGCUACAGCACUGGUAAGCCAUCAGAGAAGAACCUGUACUCGGACAUUGAUGCGGCGUGGCAGACGCUGCGGACGAGGUACGGCAUCAGCCCUGAAAACAUCAUACUCUACGGACAGAGUAUAGGUACUGUCCCGACGAUAGAUCUCGCAUCGAGGUAUGAAGUAGGAGCCGUCAUUCUGCACUCCCCACUAAUGUCUGGUAUGAGAGUGGCAUUUCCUGACACUAAGCGGACUUGGUUCUUCGAUGCCUUUCCAAGCAUUGACAAAGUGCCUCGCGUCACCUCACCUGUGCUCGUCAUCCAUGGCACCGAUGAUGAGGUCAUCGACUUCUCGCACGGCCUCGCCAUCUACGACCGCUGCCCGCGCGCCGUUGACCCGCUCUGGGUAGAGGGCGCCGGUCACAACGACGUAGAACUAUACGGACAGUACCUGGAGCGAUUGAAACGCUUCGUCUCGGUCGAACUAGUCAAUUGACAACUAGCCGCUGUCGCGGCCGCGCAGGAAGCAGCUGGUUCAAUCACUACCAGGCUUUAGUGGCUGCGGCUCUCACUCGCUCGCAUGACGAGAAUUCACAGAUACGGAGAAUGAGCUGCCGUUGUUGCUGUCGGCCGACUGUCGAGCGUCGUGGCGUGAGUGUCGACCGCACUCUCGCGCGUCGGUCUAGUCCAGGUAGUCCCAGCAUUUACCAGGACGGUACUCGUCUGUUUCACCAAAAAUGUUUUUCUGCGAUUUACUGGAUCGGCCGAAAAGUUAGUAUCAGUCAUUCUGACAGGUUGAAUUUGAACCUUACCAGGACAUUUUUGAGUGUUUUGUCUAAUUCUUACAUGUGGUAUUCACUUUCCCUUCAAAUUACUUGAAUUUCCUUCCUAGUAGGGAAGCCAUGUUAUGAGUCAGCUAAGGUCUGACUUAUUGGCAGUUGAUAGUAACUUACGUCAAACCAGUCCUGACAUGUCUCAUGCCUCUGCGGUAGCGCCACCUAGUGAGAGUACUGGGAGGUAGACGUGUGUAUGUUAUGAGCAGUUCGACGGUGGACCGGUGAGACAUUGCUGCGGCGAUUAGCUCCCUCUUGUUUCUGUUUCUCUGAAUUCUAGUCACUUGCAGUAAGAAAUAAUUAAUUCGCGAUGUCAAGCCGGCCUUAAUUAAUGCUGUUGCAACAAGAUGUGUGGCACAACACUUGUUUUCAUGACUGUUAGAUUUUGUUAGUUACGAACUCAUGUUUUAUACUUGUAUCCUAGCAUUCCAAAUUUAUUUGUAGACACAUCUUUGCAGUUUUAGAAUGAUACAGGACAGCUGGUAGUUGAUGUGACAUUGGCUGUGCUAACUUCAAACUGCAAGCUUGGUAUCCAGCCGUUAUCAUCCCUGCAUCCAUGCUGGCACAUGUGUCCUGAAUGCCUGGCGUACAUUGGAGAUCUCAUAUAUAGUGAAAAUGAACGUGUCUUUGAAUGUUAACAGCUGAUCCGAGCCAUAUCAAAGUUUGUACAUAACUGCAGGACGAUAUCAAAAACUUUUGUAACAUCAGUAACAAUCAGUACACUAGGACAUCGGUAACUUUUUUCCCGACAUGAAUGACGUUGUUAUUUAGUUGCAAAUUGUCUGCCGGUGGACAGUGGCAUCCUGAGCCUUUGUUUUUCUCAUUUGUGUUUUCCCGUGAAGCUAUGAUGUGUCUAAUUCUCAUGUGGUGAUUGAACUGAUCCGAGUAAUGCGAUAGUGUGAGUUGUACAUGUACGUGGCUGUGGCAUUAUAACACUAGGUGUACUACUACGUAACGCAUGUGACAGUAGUAGCCCCACGUCACCGUGGUUCUGUCUCUCCAGCAGCAUGGCGGUGUCACCCUGUCUCUCACGAGCAGCUACUGUGACACACGGCGUGCAUGUGCAUUGGACGCCGCUUCCGUUUGCGUCUCUGGCAGCGAGUUAAACUCUUUAAGCUGAGUUUGUUAUGGGUGGAGUAAGUUCGUGACUAAACGUGCUAUAAUUCAUGUGUAUGUAUUUUUUGUAAUUAUAAGGUCACACCGACUAUGACGACGGUGAUUUAUCAAUUCUCCUCAAAUAUGCACUGUUCGCAUCACACAGAGCGCUGAGUACGCGCGCUCAUAGCGGUAGAGUGGGAGGGAGGGAAGGGGGUGGUG
Molecule: messenger RNA, 2683 nt
Organism: Priapulus caudatus
Lineage: Eukaryota; Metazoa; Priapulida; Priapulimorpha; Priapulimorphida; Priapulidae
Product: alpha/beta hydrolase domain-containing protein 17B-like
Exons: 2
Coding region: 166-1029 (287 amino acids)
Biological process (GO): protein depalmitoylation
Cellular component (GO): plasma membrane; endosome membrane
Molecular function (GO): palmitoyl-(protein) hydrolase activity
Source: RefSeq, a predicted model, not a curated record